AUGAACGAAGGGCUGACGGAGCGUUUCGGGCGCUCUCGACGCGUCUUCAGGCCAGAGCCCGGUCGCGACGUAGCAGAGGUCUGUAUUCAACCACCGCAACUCAAUCUCAAGGUGCGAGAGUACUUUGAAGAUGCCAAGAGGGCGGUCGAGGGUGGCAGCUGGCUACUUCGUCCGGAGAUCCCCUCGGCAGCCGAGAUCCUGGACAUUGACGAGACCGGUUCGGACUCAUCAUCAACCUGUGUCGAAAUCGUGCCAAAUAAGCCAAAGGGAGCUUGGGAGUCUAAGGGUACGUCCAAUGUCACUGCGCUCACAUUCGACCCCAAUGCAUCCGAAGCUGAUGGCCACUCUAUAGAGGCCUAUCUAGGCGCACAGUACGAAUUGCUACGAGAAGAUGCAGUCCGGAUGCUGCGGGAAGCGGUCUCAUUGGUACGAGUAACGCCCGACGCCAAAGAAGACGCGUUCAACGGCAAAAUCGGCCUGUACGAGAAGGUCCACGUCUGCGGUAUGAUCUGUUCGGGUCGCGGGGUCGCAAUUCGCGUCACAUUCAGCCUCAGUCGCGUCGGCAAGCAGAUUCGAUGGGAGCAGAGCAAGCGUCUCAUUACUGGUGGUCUUGUGGUCUUGACACCAGCCAAGGACAUGUUCCAAAGCAAAGCCAUCGUUGCUACUGUUGCCGCUCGCCCUAUAUCUGGUGCGCUGGAUCGAAAUCCGCCAGAGAUCGAUCUCUUCAUUCGAGCGGAUGAGCUGGAGCUUGACCCUACUGUAGAAUGGGUGAUGGUAGAGGAGAGGCAGGGCUUCUACGAGGCUCAUAGACAUACUCUAAUGGGACUGCAGAAGAUGACGAGGGAGCGCUUCCCACUGGCCGAGCAUAUCGUCGAAGUCAACCCCACAGUCUUAUCUCCGCAGCACGUCGUCGACAACCCACUGGCUGACCUCACGUCUGUUCUACGCAACAACCGACACGAGACAUACGAGAAGAUUCACAUGCUUAAGCACUGGCCUGCUCAACCCUCAAGUGAUAUGGAUGCGUCUCAGCUGGCAGCGCUUCGCCGUAUGCUUACGAAGAAGCUGGCGAUCAUUCAAGGUCCUCCGGGAUGUGGCAAGACUUAUGUCUCUGUUCAAGCUAUCAGGGUCAUGCUCGCAAAUCACAAGCCUAAAGACCCACCAAUCAUCCUGGCCUGUCAGACCAACCAUGCCAUUGAUCAGCUCUUACGUCACGUCGCGGAGUUCGAGAAAGACUUUGUCCGUCUGGGGGGAAUGUCCAAGGAGAAGGAAGUCAUCAAACCUCGCACUCUGUACGAAGUUCGCCAGUCAGAGUCUCGUGACAAUGUCGCCGGAUGCUUUAAGCAAAACGCCAGAAGGAAGAUGAAAGAUCUGGAGAAGGAAUUUAUCUUACUGCUGUCACCCCUGGAGCCUACCAAAAUACCGCUGGACUUUCGCAUGCUCGAAAAAUUUGGUCUUCUCACUCCCAAACAGGCCGAUACGCUCGAGUCUGGAGCCUCAGAGUGGGUGCAGGACAAGAAGACUAAUGUGACUGACGCGCGCACCUCACCGUUCACAGUGUGGCUAACCAAAACGCUUAUUGCUGUGCCACCGAAGCAGAAGCCGGAGCUGUACGAGUUCCCACUCGAGGAGGCGGAUCUUGGCUUCGAGCAGCUCAAAGAGCUAGAAGCUGAGAACAUGGCCAAGGAUGACGAGGAUUUCGACACUCUCAGAGGCUUACGACUGCCACUUGCCGACAACUUCACGUGCCGCAAGGUUACGGGCGUCACAGCAGCCAAAGUGAAGGAUUUACUGAAGCAGCAAGACAUGUGGAAGAUACCGGAGGCCAUGCGCGGCGAGGUAUAUCGCUACCUCCAAGGUGAGCUUAAGAACCAGCUCCUUACCGGCUUCCGUGAGAAAGCCAAGUUCUUCAACGAGCAGGCUGGAAAGCGACGCAUCGGCCAAUUCGAGGAGGACGAGAUCAUACUGAAGGAGCAGAAGGUUAUUGGCAUGACAACGACCGGUUUCAGCAAAUAUCGCGCUCUCUUGUCUGCGCUGCAGCCGAAGAUCGUGCUUAUCGAAGAGGCUGCCGAGACGCUUGAGGCCCCAGUCACGGUCACUUGUCUGGCUUCGGUGCAACAACUCAUCCUGGUGGGAGACCACAAGCAAUUACGUCCUCACUGCCACGUCAAAGCGCUUGAGGCCCCAGAGUACAGCUUCAACAUAUCUCUCUUCGAGCGUAUGAUCGAGAACGGUAUUGAUUUCGAUAUGCUCGCCAAACAGCGUCGCAUGAUCCCCGAGAUCCGUCGCAUACUCUACCCUAUCUACGGCGACAAGAUCAAAGAUCACCCAUCGGUACUCGAUUCAGCCAAGCGACCUAACGUACCAGGCAUGGGUGGAAUCAACUCGUGCUUCUUCAGUCAUGAUUGGCCAGAGCAGCGCGAUGAUCAGAUGUCAGCACUCAACAAAUCUGAAGCCGAGAUGGUCGUUGGCAUGGCGGAGUACCUGGUCUGUAACGGUGUGGCCGGCCGAGAGAUCACCAUUCUGACCUUCUACAACGGCCAGCGCAGGUAUCUGCUUCGACUUCUCGGGGCAUCGCCUGUCCUGGUUGGCAACAAGCCUGUCGUGGUCACGGUCGAUUCGUACCAAGGCGAGGAGAACAGGAUCGUGCUUCUGUCGCUAGUGCGCAGCAAUGAACACGGCCAGGUCGGCUUUCUGGAUGUGGAUAAUCGUGUCUGCGUUGCUCUGUCCCGCGCUCAAUGCGGCUUCUACAUCUUCGGUAAUGGAGCGCUCUUAUAUGAUCGCAAGACCAAGAAAGGGCAGAAGAACACGUGGCGUGCUAUCCUUGACAUCUUGGCUGGCACCAAACAGAUCAAAGAUCGUCCUACAUUUCAGCCAACCCGGCUCUUUAAUCAUCUGCCAAUCACAUGCAGCAACCACGGCACGCAGACACAGGUCGCGGAUCCUUCGGAUUGGCAGACUGUCAAUGGUGGCUGCACGCGCGAAUGUGACGGUCAUCUACCUUGUGGACAUCCUUGUCUGCUCAAGUGUCAUCCCUACGGUCACGACGAGGUGCCAUGUCAACAACAGUGCGGCAAGAUGCUCCCAUGCGGUCAUGCCUGUGAGAAGAACUGCGGUGAUGUGUGCUCAUGCGCACAGUGCAAACCAAAGCGUCCAGUCGAUACCACAAACUUCCCUCGCAAGCACCACGUGGAGUACGAUGGCCAGGAGCGGCUGUCACGGACAUCAAGCACUGAGUCAUGGAAGUUGUUUGCUAAGGAGGAGAACGUUCGGUACAACAUUGCUGCUUCUGCUCCACCAUCCAACAACACGAGCCCGCAGAAGCCUUUGCGACUGGAGCCUGUCGAUGAGAAGCUGCUUGAUCUCGAUGAGGAAGUCACGCCAAGGUUGAGCAAAUUGUUGAUGAGCCAGAUGGAUGGUACUUCGGAAGGCAGUGGCAGGACGAUCACGCAGAAUCUGUAUGAGCGUGGGGGUGGCGCGCAUAGUGAUGAUAGAAAGGGCAAGAUGAAGCAUGAGGAGUGUGGCGGCGGGAAUUUGAUUGUGGUGGAUGAGGAGACCAAGAGUCAUGCCAAGGACUGGAGUAAGGAGCAUAGCCUGCUUGAUUGA
Molecule: messenger RNA, 3606 nt
Organism: Recurvomyces mirabilis
Lineage: Eukaryota; Fungi; Ascomycota; Dothideomycetes; Mycosphaerellales; Teratosphaeriaceae
Exons: 3
Coding region: 1-3606 (1201 amino acids)
Biological process (GO): regulatory ncRNA-mediated heterochromatin formation
Cellular component (GO): nuclear RNA-directed RNA polymerase complex
Molecular function (GO): helicase activity
Source: RefSeq, a predicted model, not a curated record